UGAAAAUUAAAUAAACCUGAAAUUGAAUCUUAGCAUCAUCAUCAUUGAAUAGAGAAAAGAGAAAGGAAAGAGCAAAUCCGUGAUCUCCAUUCUUUCCCAAGCACCUAACAACCAAUCUAACCUCCAAGAAAUAAACCCUUGCCCUCUCUCUUCUAUCACACUUUCUCUUCUCUACGAGGCUGGGAUUUGAAAUCGAGCACUGAAAUAGCGAAAAACCUGCAAAAACUGGAGAAAAUUUUUGGAACUUUCUGAUCCAUUCCCUUUUCUUAUAUGCAUGUUAGUUUAACAGUUUCCAUGCCCAUCAUCACCGAACCAGGAAAAGCCAAGAUCUUUAGCGACCCUUUACCGAGAAGAGUCUAGAAAGCCAGACCCAGUUCUCAAAAUCCCUUCUUUCAAGCCACGUCUUCAUAUGCCCCAGCACCAAGUUAGAGAGCACAGUAGUGGCUAUGGGAGUUGACAGGAAAUGGCUUUUCACUCUAUUCAGUGCAGCAUUGCUAUCUCUCAUGGUUCUGUUGAUGUCCUCUUUCUCCGCUUUUAGUUCCCCCAAGGCUUUCCCUUCCCUUGUUCAGCAUGGCUCUCGCUACCCUCCAGCUUUUGCAUACUUCAUCUCUGGUGGACACCAAGACAAGGACCGGAUCUUGCGUUUGUUGUUGGCAGUUUACCAUCCUAGGAAUAGGUACCUCCUCCAUCUUGGGAGGGAUGCCAGGGACGAGGAGAGAAAAGCCCUGGUUGCCGCCACGAGGGCGGUGCCGGCCAUUCGUGCUUUCGGGAACGUUGAUGUGGUUGGAAAGGCUGAUUAUGUCACCUACUUGGGGUCCUCCAAUGUGGCCAUUGCUCUCCGGGCUGCAGCCAUUAUGCUCAAAUUGGAUAGUGGAUGGAAUUGGUUCAUCACUUUGAGUGCACGGGAUUAUCCUCUCAUCACACAGGAUGAUCUGUCCCACGUUUUCUCUUCUGUUAGGAGAGACCUGAAUUUCAUCGAACACACCGGUGACCUUGGAUGGAAAGAGAGCGAUAGAUUCCAGCCUAUUGUAGUUGACCCGGGGUUAUAUUUAGCAAGAAAGAGUCAAAUUUUUCAAGCUACAGAAAAGAGGGCAACUCCUAACGCAUUCAAAAUUUUCACAGGUUCACCAUGGGUAAUCUUGAGCAGGCCCUUUCUGGAGUUCUGCAUUUUUGGUUGGGACAAUUUACCACGAACCCUAUUGAUGUACUUUACAAAUGUGAAGUUAUCUCAAGAAGGCUACUUUCACUCAGUCAUUUGCAAUGCGCCAGAGUUCAAGAACACAACAGUAAAUGGGAACUUACGAUAUAUAAUGUGGGACGAUCCUCCAAAGAUGGAACCACUCUUCCUCAAUGCUUCCCUUUACAAUCAGAUGGUAGAAAGUGGAGCUGCUUUUGCAAGACAGUUUGAACUUAAUAAUCCUGUGUUGGACAUGAUUGACGAGAAGAUCCUCCAUCGUGGUAGCCAUCGAGCUACUCCAGGAGUGUGGUGCGCUGGGCGGAGGAGCUGGUGGGUGGAUCCUUGCUCCCAAUGGGGUGAUGUCAAUAUUGUGAAACCAGGUCCUCAGGCUAAGAAGCUUGAAGGGUCCGUUUCUAACCUUCUUGAUGGCUGGAACUCACAGACCAAUCAAUGUCGGUGAAUAGACACGAGAAUAGAAGCAUUUAGGAAGCUGUGCUGUCUAAGCACCACCAUUCACAGUAAUUGCCAUUUGCAGAAAACACAUUCUUUGGUCACCCAAGUGUAAUGUCAAUAUUGGAGGCAUAGCAUUGUUUAUAAGUGAGUUUUGAUAGCAACACAUCAGAGUUGUAGUGGGAAGGGAAUAUGUGUUUAAGCUCUUUGGCUUUGGAGGCUUAAUAUUUGUGGUGGAUCCUCCAAUACCUUACAUCAGUAUGUCUCCUCAUUAUCAUAGGGAUUCUGGACGAUCAGAGCACAAAGUUCAUUCUUUUUAGAUAUCAUUGUCAUUUUCCAUUCCCCCAUUAUUGUACUUUCUUUUUUUUUUUAAUAUAUCAGGAAUAUCUCUCUGUUAGACCUCAAA
Messenger RNA from Vigna unguiculata (cowpea), 2033 nucleotides. RefSeq names its product beta-glucuronosyltransferase GlcAT14A-like. The record is from RefSeq and is a predicted model, not a curated record. Gene Ontology annotation, cellular component: membrane. Gene Ontology annotation, molecular function: glucuronosyltransferase activity. NCBI's taxonomy places the organism in Eukaryota, Viridiplantae, Streptophyta, Magnoliopsida, Fabales, Fabaceae.